This is a messenger RNA of Vigna umbellata (rice bean), 1352 nucleotides long. The record is from RefSeq and is a predicted model, not a curated record. NCBI's taxonomy places the organism in Eukaryota, Viridiplantae, Streptophyta, Magnoliopsida, Fabales, Fabaceae.
UCACUUGACGGAGGCCUAGGGUUUAAAUCGAAGGGGUUUUAGGAUUAGGAAAAAGAAAGGUGCUAGGUGGAGUUCUUUGUAAUCGAAACAAAGUAUGGGGAAGAAGGAAGGAGAUCUAUGGGACGAUUCAGCUCUCAUCGCUGCCUUCGACCACGCUAUUUCCACCUACAAGAAAAUGCAUAUCAGCGGCAAGAACAAAGACGCCACUGCUCAAGAGGCGGAGACAGUGAUCGGAGAAGGAGCCUCCUAUGUUGACUUCGCAAGUUCCGACACUACAAGGGAUGCUGACACGAAUGACCAUAUUCCAGCUACUGACGUGCGUGAUUCAGGUGAGACUAGUAAUGAGCCAAAACUGGAAGAGGAUCAUCACGUAGAGUCACUGGUGGAGCAACCUUGCCUAGAUUCAACAAGUGGUCAAGGCAUCCAGAGUGGGCAGAGUGGUUAUGCAUAUGCGGAAGGUGUAGAUGAUUAUAAUCAGUUGGUUAUGCAGUAUUAUGAACUUGAGGAGAAAAGGGCGAAGAUUUUGGAGCAACUCAAUCAAUACGGCUAUUGGAAUUACCAAAAUUUGGCUGUUGCUUCUAGUUCUGGUGUACCUUAUUCUGAUUCUCAAGAGUAUUCAAUGGCUGGGUACCAAGUUUCUGAUCCAAAUGCUGUCUGUACAUGUUGCCCCUGUUAUAGUCAAUGUCUACGGGAACCACUCACAUCAAUUCCUGCUUGUUCUUUGGGUGAAUUAUCUGUUGGCAAGCCUUGUAACAAUGCUUAUGUGGAAAUGGAUCAUAAAAUGCCAUUUCCUUAUAAGGAUGAUGACAUCCGCAAAAUGGCAAUGGGAGCUGCAGAGAAGGCAUUGUCUACUAUUAGAACAACCAUAUCUGGCGAAUUUAAUGCAAAUGAAGAUGCAAUUUCAGGAAAAGAGAGAAACAAUUCUGAACAUGAAGAAAUUAGUGGUUUGGAAACGGAUCUUGCUGCUGUUUUGAAUGCCUGGUAUUCUGCUGGCUUCUGUACUGGAAAGUAUAUUGUUGAACAAUCCAUUCAAAACAGAAGAUAAAUGUAAACUCCUGCAUCUUCAAGUGGAGUAAAAUGGGUUCUCAUUCAACUGUGCAAGUCCUUGUGAUUAUUUCUCCACAGUUGGGUAAUUGGUCUACAUCUUAGCUUCUUUGGGAAAUCAGAGCUGUGGUAUUAUGAUGUGAUUGGACAGGCUGGCUCAUAAAUUUUGAAGCCCCGGUGCUAGUUUUCCUUGCAAUAUUAUAUUGGACAUAUUGAGGAAAUGUUUUACUCUCUGCUGCAGACAUGUAUUUCUUGGUUCAUUAGGUUUGGAUGCAGAACUUGAAAAUGCAUACAUAUUUUUUGUUUAA